Molecule: messenger RNA, 312 nt
Organism: Linum tenue
Lineage: Eukaryota; Viridiplantae; Streptophyta; Magnoliopsida; Malpighiales; Linaceae
Source: the annotation of a GenBank genome assembly
AUGGGAAUCGCCAAGUCUGGGUAUCCGCUCCACUCCAAGCGAUCCGGCUUCCGCGUCAUGAUGCCUGUGUUCAAGUUACAGGGAUGCGAUAUCACCGCUAGGAACGUCAAUAGAAGUGAUUCAAUUUACGGAUCCACGUUCACUGAUGAGAACUUCGUCAAGAAGCAGUCCUGCCUUGAAAUCCUCUCAAUGGGCAAUGUUGGAAAAGGACCAUGGGAUCUCAGUUCUUCAUCAGCACCGAGCCACAACCGAGUGGUUGAACCACAAACACAUCGUAUUCAGGCAUUGCCUACUGCUGCCAACUCUAGGUGA